This is a messenger RNA of Saccoglossus kowalevskii, 1893 nucleotides long. RefSeq names its product xylosyl- and glucuronyltransferase LARGE2s-like. Gene Ontology annotation, biological process: protein O-linked glycosylation via mannose. Gene Ontology annotation, molecular function: glucuronosyltransferase activity; xylosyltransferase activity. The record is from RefSeq and is a predicted model, not a curated record. NCBI's taxonomy places the organism in Eukaryota, Metazoa, Hemichordata, Enteropneusta, Harrimaniidae.
AUGAACGUAGUGGGAAAAGCUACCGCCAUACUUUAUUCGGCGGCGCUGUUGGUCCAACUUAUUGUCUUACUCGCCAUGCUUCAAGGUCACGAAGUGAUUGAAAACGAAGAGAUAAAAUACAAUAUACCGCUGAUAUCGUACUACAAUGACCCAUGUGAGUACGUGAAUAUUCUUAUGUACGUAUCGAGCUACACAGAAGUGAGACAGUUUGCCUCGUUAGUCAAAUCAAUUACGGCACAUAGCAAGUCGUCAUUGUAUUUCCACGUUAUCAGCGCUGACGAAAAGAUUCGUUCUGUAGUGAGCACAUUAAUGAAGACCUGGUUGUUACCGUCAGUGGCGUACACGUGUUACUCUGUAGAUGACUUCCUGGAUAGAUCACGUGACUUGUGGGCCACGCCGAUAGACAAGGUAAUCGUUCUCGACUUAAACGUGAUCUUCAUCCGGGACAUUUCUGAGCUUUGGGACGAGUUUCGCCAGUUCGGUGACAAUAAUUGCUUUGCUACGAUUGAGCCAAGUAUAGAGCGAUUUGACCAAACUGGAAAUGUUGUAUUGAUUGAAAUUGAAACACUCAGUAGGUUUGCUGACCAGACUGCAUUCUGGGAAAAUAUUCUACAAAGUAAUGAACAAUCCUCAUUUACUACAAAAAUAAUGAAAGCCAUAGAAACGCAACCAGGAGAGAGAUUGAAAUUACUGGCAUGUAAAUUUAACGUUGACGUAAACUCGCACAUACAGCAAUGUGUUUCAGAUAUCAGUGAUAUAGUCAGCUUUAACAUGGUACAUGUCACAGAGAAAUCGCUAAAUGAGAACGACGCCCUCUUCGUUCACCAUUUCAACAGUAUCUACGACAGUAUCGUAGAGGGCGACGGGAAUCUUCUCAGGAAUCGUAUGGUCAAAUGCCCAGUAUCUUUGACACCCAAGAAUAAAACUAAAUGUUCUUUCGUUACCGACAGAGAACAACUUGUACUUAGGUCACAUAUGUUUUAUUUGGGAGAGAACAUUACGUCACCGGAUGACGAUUUCUCAAUCUCUAUGGCCAUGCAGACUGAUUUUAGUCGGUUUGUGCAAAUGAUAGACAAGAUAUCAGUUUAUUGGACAUGUCCAAUGAGCAUCACGAUUUAUGCAACUGACGAAGAAGCCAGACAACUUUUAAAAUUCAGAAGAAUUUCGAGCACGCUUUCUCAGAGAAAAGACAUAUCAAUACAUAUCAGCUAUGUUGAAAGAGAAUUUGAAGAUUAUCCAGUUAAUCAUCUUCGUAAUGUAGCUCAAGAGGGCGCCACAACACAAUAUAUCUUCAUUACAGAGAUAGAUUAUUUCUAUAGUUUAGACAUAUGUCAAAAUCUCCAGAAUCUUGUUUCAAUGAUUGAAGAUCGAGAAAGAACUAUGGAUAAAAAGGCGAUAGUCGUGCCGGCGUUUGAAUCAAAUCGUCUCUCAGAUCGAAUGAUACCGGAAACAAAAGAGGAAAUUGUAGACAAGUAUCUGAACGAGGAAUACCAUUACUUUCACCAUACCAUAUAUCCCGGUGGACAUAAGCCAACAAACUAUGAGAGAUGGAUUGACUCGUCAGAAGAAUACAGGGUCAGAUGGAAUAGGGGUUAUGAACCUUACCUGGUGCUUAAACGAAAACAUUCACCAGAAUUUCCAAAAAUAUUUUCUGGACGUGGAUAUAACAAGGGAUCGCAUGUCAUGAGAUUGGUAGCGCAGGGUUACGAGCUCGUGGUAUCACCUGAUACUUUCAUGGUUCACAUGCCACACUGGGUCAGCGAUAGUCGACGACUCUACCUCACCAAUUUACAAUACCAGAGGUGCCUGAGCUGGGCUAAAGUUCGUUUUGAUCAACAGCUAUACUCGAGUCACAACAUCACAGAGCGAGAUAUGAGAAGAGGCGGAUUUUAA